AUGUUUACAUAUGAUUACAGCUAUGUAUCAUCAUCAUCAUCAUCAUCAUCAUCAUCAUCAUCAUCAUCAUCAUCAUCAUCAUCAUCAUCAUCAUCAUCAUCAUCAUCAUCAUCAUCAUCAUCAUCAUCAUCAUCAUCAUCAUCAUCAUCAUCAUCAUCAUCAUCAUCAUCAUCAUCAUCAUCAUCAUCAUCAUCAUCAUCAUCAUCAUCAUCAUCAUCAGUGGAUAUCAUAUGA
This is a messenger RNA of Schistosoma rodhaini, 234 nucleotides long. NCBI's taxonomy places the organism in Eukaryota, Metazoa, Platyhelminthes, Trematoda, Strigeidida, Schistosomatidae. The record is from the annotation of a GenBank genome assembly.